AUGUCAACAAACUCGCCCAAAGUACAAUUAUCACACACCACCACCACCACCACUACACGCCUUCUCACACGCUCCCAAGUCCAAUCCUGUCUCUCCUUUGAAGGUGCCAUGAAAGCCAAUCGAACACUCUUUCAAUCCUCAGAUCUCAACGCUCAUCUCAUUCCCAUCCGAACUGUUUUGGAUAUUCCACAGAAUGGUCCAACUCUCUUCAUGCCUUGUUUUUUGAAUCAAAAGGAUCAUGAUGAUCGGACCGAUCACGACGACAACACUCAUUUAGGAAUUAAAAUUGUUUCUGUUCGAAAGGAUAAUCCCAUCAAAUUUUCAAGAGAUUCCAUCACAGGAUCGAUCCUGCUAUUGAAUGAAUGUAAUGGAGCACUUCAGUGUGUCAUGCAUGCUGGAGAUAUCACUGCUGUGCGAACUGCUUGUGGAUCAGCCUUAUGUGUGGAAAGAAUUUUAAAUGUUCAUCAUCAACAUGCAAUUAGCAGUUGCAUCUUCCAACAUGAAGAUCAAAAGAAGAAAAAGGAAUUUAAAGUGUUGGGAAUUUUUGGAUGUGGAUUGCAAGGAAAAGCGCAUGUAAUGGCAGUGUUACGAGUGGCACUCGAGGUGAAUAAGGUCAUUCUUUGGAAUCCCAGUUUGGAAAGAGCUCAAAAAUUGAAACAUUAUUUAUUGGAGGAAUUUGUUUCUUCACAAGAUUUACCUUUUUCAUUUGUUGCAGAAUCUUGUGAUCAUCAUCAUAAUUCACAAAAACACUCUUCAUCUUUGAGAAAUAUUGAAAUUGAAAUUAUUACCAAUGCCAAUGAAGCUGUUCAACGAUGUGAUAUUAUUUGUUGUUGCACCAAUGCUUCAAAACCAUUCUUUUCCUCAGAAAAUGUCAAAGAAGGAAGUAUUAUUACCUGUAUUGGAUCCUACAAACCUCACAUGCAAGAAAUUGAUAGUGAUUUAAUUAGGAAAGGAAAAGUAAUUGCUGAUUUGGUUAAGGCAGUGAUGGAAGAAGCUGGAGAUUUAAUCGUUCCUCUCAAGGAAGGUAAAAUUUCACACGACCAUGUGGUGUGUGGAUUGAGUGAUUUUUUGAAAUUUUCUAAUGAAGACAUUACAAAAACAUUUAACAUUGGAAAAGAUAUUAUUAUUUAUAAGAGUGUUGGAUUCGCUGGUCAGGACAUUUGUGUCGCCAAAGAUAUCUAUGAGAGAGCUGUAAUAUUGAAUAUUGGUACUUGUGUGGAUAUGGAGCAAUAA
Molecule: messenger RNA, 1233 nt
Organism: Naegleria fowleri
Lineage: Eukaryota; Heterolobosea; Eutetramitea; Acrasida; Naegleriidae
Exons: 1
Coding region: 1-1233 (410 amino acids)
Cellular component (GO): cytoplasm
Source: RefSeq, a predicted model, not a curated record